CUACGUUACUUACUUAGACUGAAAGAUUAAUAACCAUAAUUAUAUCAUUAAACGUAAAUUCACUUUUGAUAAUGUCAUAAACAAACGAAUAUCUAACAAGUAUGCUUCUUGAUAAUGACAUUUGACAAAGUUACAAACAUAAACGAAAAAAUAUUAAUAAUUCAAAUCACUAAACAUAAGCAAUCUUACAAAUGAAUUAAAUUUUUGCUAAUGGUUGUAUUGUGCUUGGAAAAAAAAUAUUGAUAAUAGCACUUCAAAUUAUUAUAAAUCAUUGCGAACCAAAUUGAUAAAACGAUGUAAUAGUAAAUAAACUUCAAGUACCAAAAAAUUGAAAACACAAUUUCACUUUUUCUAAUGUUACAAACAAAACAUAACAUAAAAGGUUAAUAAUGUCAUAUAAAAUUAUUAAAAAAUAUGUCGAACAACAUUAAUAAUAACACAAACGAAUAUCUAACAACGAAAAAUCUCAAACCCAUGCAAUGAAAAGCCCUAAUGAUGAUUCAAUUUAUAAAUAUUGAUAAUGUCAUUACAAAAUGUUAAUACUUAAUACUAAUCGGAAUUUGACAAGAUGUGAGAGAGGCAUAUAUUUUAAAUUUCAAAUUUCCAUUUUAGAAAAAGAAAAUUAUUAAAUUUGGAUUUUAUUAAAUAUUAAAUAAAAUUAAUUUCAUAUUUCUUUUUAAUUAUAAUGUAGAGAGAGGGUUAUGGAGAAAAUCAUGGGAGGAGAGAGAAAGAGAAUCAUUAAUUAAUUAUAUUAAUUUUAAUUAUAUUUGCAUAACUCUAUUUACCCUUAACUACCUAUUAACUACUAACCCCCAUUAACUACCUAAUCCACUAUUAGCCAAUAGGAAAACUUUAAGAUUUUCCUUAAGAAAUGAGGCUUAAGGACUUGAACUCAAGCCUCCUGCACGGGCUUCACAGUUCACAACAAGUAAACCCUAACAAUUUUUUCCAUUCCCCUUCAAAGCUUCGUAUCUUUCUCUCCUAUCGUUGAUCCAAACUCCCCACCCACAGGCCAUAGCUCCUCUCAGUCAUUGAAUUUCUCGAGCCUCGAACUGCCAAGCCGAGAGAUGGGUUCCAGGUCGAGGAACGAUAGUGAUGGUGCAAGCCCAGGGUGCGUACUUUCUUUUCUCUAAUUCUGGCGAUCUUUCUGUAGAGUGUAUGAUAAUUUUAGUUCGCUUGUUGGAAAUUCGGAUGUCAGUUAACUGAAAAGUUCCAAUCUUUUUUUAUCUUUCGUGGUUGUUAUGCUUUUGGACUUGGCUCUUUGCUUACCUGUGGUUGGGAAGCUAUUGACAUUGUACUCUUUACCUUGCAGGAAGAUUUUCAUAGGUGGAUUGGCCGAAGACACCAUUUACGGUGAGUUGGUUAGUUGUUGUUUGUCUUGGGGGGAUUUUGGGUUGUUUAAGAAUGUUGGGCUAGUGAAAAUUCCUUGGAUUGAGUCUCUAAGGAGACAAGACAAUGACCUUGGUCAUUGUUAAUGUCAGCUUGGGGAUUUCAAGAAUUUUAUUAUGUGCUUAUUGUGUGUUUUGAUGAAAUAAAUUGCAGCAACUUUCAACAAGCACUUUGGAAAAGUAUGGGGAGAUAACUAACACGGUCAUCAUGAAAGAUCAUUAAACGGGACAUUGUGGAUUCAUAACUUAUGUUGAUCCUUCAGUUGUCGACAAGGUCAUUGAAGGCUCCCAUGUCAUCAAUGGGAAGCAGGUGGAUUUUCAAUUUGGAAUUUCAUUUAGCUUCUUGAUCUGACCAACCCUAGUGUUAUGCCUAUGCUCAAUGAAUUUGACCAGCAUAGAGGUUCUGAGGUUUGAUUGUGCCUAUCUUUUGGAAAUUGUGCAGGUUGAAAUAAAGAGAACCAUCCCUAAAGGAUCUAGACAAUCGAAAGAUUUUAAAACCAAGAAAAUAUUUGUGGGUGGGAUUCCAUCUUCUAUCACAGAAGGUAUAGCAGCUGAUGAUUGUGGUUGAUGCUUCUCAAACAGACAUUAAAUGGAUUAUCUUCUUUGCAUUAGAGGAACUUUUCCUCUUUCAAGAUUAGUAAUUGUGUUGUCAAAUUUUUGAAGAUGAGUUCCAGGAGUUCUUUUCUAAACAUGGAACAGUUGCAGAGCAUCAAAUCAUACGUGAUCAUGAAACAAAUCAUUCUCGAGGCUUUGGGUUUAUAAUUUUUGACAUUGAAGAAGUAGUGGGUGAACUUUUAUCAAAAUGAAAUAUGAUUGAUAUGGUUGGUACUCAGGUGAGUUUAAUCAGAUGUUUUAAAAGAGUUCACAAUGUACUGGGAUCCCUAUCAAGAUGGGCCUUGCCCUGUUUCAUACUUAAUGGCCAAGAUUGUUUUCUUUUCACUUCUGCAAUCUUUCCCACUCUUUUGUUUGUUUGUAUCAUUCUUCUGAAAUUGAAUUGUAGCUUGAGAAAUGGUUGCAGGUAUAGAUCUCAAGAGAGGGCACACUAUAGUGUUUGCUUGCUGCCGAAAUUAUGUUAACUUAGUUGCAUAUGUUGUAGGUGGAGAUCAAGAAAGCCGAACCCAAAAAACCCUCAAACCCACCACCUGCUUCUGCUUAUGGGUCAUUCAUAAACGACUCAUAGUCACCGCCCAAGCAUGUCAUCUACUGAAUAAAGUUCUUAUGUGCUUGCAUUACAAAUAUUCAGUGUCGCGAGUUUCAAUUUUUGAAAGUGCAUUCAUUCCUUGUCUUCCAGAUAUUCUGACAAAGGAAGACAAUGUGAAAUAGGGAUCGAGGGUGGAGGGUAUCUUUCAGAAAGUAGAACCACCCGAGGAAAUUUGUAGCUUAUAAUGGGAGGGGUAGAGAUGGUAUGAUGUUCCAGGAGCUACUCGAUCGUGUGACCACAAGAGAAGAUGCAAUGUAUUAAUGACUCAUUUGGUUCUGACACACCAGGCAAGUUGAGUUGGGGGAGCAUUUUCUAUGUAGAAGCCUCUCCUUUGUUGCUAAACCGUCCCUGGAGCAUCUUCAGAUGAAAACCUCAAGCUUAGGUGGUAGGUCCACGCUUGACGCUCCAGACACAUUUAUAUUUAUCAGUGAUUCCCAUGGGUUGGGAAUCGGGAGUGGCCAUAUGCACCUCUAAGAAUCCUCUAAGAAUCCCAAGUCCAAAAGUUUUCCAAUUCCGCCUCCCCUCUAAGAAUCCUCAUGAUAGCUUCUAAUUGAGAACUUGAGACGUGACCCUAAAUCGUGUUCGUAUUCCAUCUUCUUUUCCACAUGUUCAAUCCAUUCUUUUAUAGCAUAUUUAAUAACUCAGAAGUCAGAAUAAUUUAAUAAAUGAGAUUAAAAUCGACUAUAUUGAUAUUUGGAUCACAGUCAAGGUUGUCAAACCCGUUUAUGCUAGUUUGCCGGUUUAGCAAGUGGAAACGGUUCAACCGGUGGCACAUACUGAUUUGUACCAGUUCAUGCCGGUCAAUAUUACAAAUAAAAUUAUAAAUACUCAUAUUUAAACAUGACAUUUAACGUUAAUACCUAAACGUUUAUACUUGAAUCUAACAAAUAACAUCAAUAUUUAACUUUUAUACUCAUAAAAUAAAUUAUAAAAUAAUCUUUAUCAAUUAAAUUCUCUAAAAUAAGGUAAUUUUAUUUAGAGAUUCGUAUAUCGAUCAUUCCGAUCAUACUAGUGGUGUCACUCCGAUUUUAUAACUGGCAUCAGUUGAACCCGGUACGGCCGGCGUGACAACCAUAGAUCACACUUAGUUACUUUUAUCAUCUAUGACAUCAGCCUUGACACUACCUUAGUCAAUCAUUUACUUUCUAGGGAAGCAACAAGCGACGGCAGGAACUAAUCCGGCAACGUUAACCCGGCAACCAAUCACAGCAAAUUACAGAAAAAGCAUUGAACAACCGCGGAAAUAAAUAGAAAAAGAAAAGAGAAAAACGACACUCGCCGUAAACGCCGCCAAGGCAGAUCCACGUAGGAACGGAGUGUAAUCCGAAGCAGCGGUUUGUGACAAUCCGAACCAACUGGAUCGGAGCUAAACACAGCUGGAGACAGGCUGUCACCAACAAAGUCCCACUCAGCGAUUCCCUAACUACGUUCCUUCUCUCUCUCUUUCUAUUUUUCCUUCGCAUUUCUCUCGUUCUCUUUCUUCUCCCCCCUCUCCUCUCGUCUGUCUUUCUCUCCCCGUCUGUUGCCCCUCGCUCUCUGUCUGCUCCUCUUCUCUCUCUCUCCCCUCCCCCUUUUGCGUUUUCCGGCUAGGGUUUCGUCCAUCCCAUCCGGGGAUUCGCCGAUUUUCCGUCGACGGUCAGUGGAUCAAGAUUCCUUGCUCCGUAAGCUCUCUAUUCAUUAUAAAUUUUCCCGCUUUCGUCCUUGUCUCCGCUGCUAAUUUUUCGUUUCCCCUGAGGGCAAGGGCUUUGCAUGUAUGGUUUUGGGGGUUUGCUUCUUUUUCCUCGUUGGGUAAUUUUUUUCUUCUUUCUCUCUUCUCGGCUGCUUUGCUGGGAAUUUUUCUUGCUGGCCGUCGUAUGUGCUUUGGGCUGAGAAUGCGUCAAUGUCAGUUUUUGGUUUUCCGGUGCUACCUGUUUGUACUCUUCUUUUCAAUUGGACCCUAAUUUCCUUGCCCAAAGUGUGGGUUCUGAUUUUUUGAAGUGGGGGUUUUCCUCUGGUACCAAAUUCGCUGAGGGUUUUGUUUGGAGAGAGUUAGAUUUAAUUAUGUUUGAUUGAGUACUUGAUGUUGUGUUGCCUGCCUGCCCGGGUUCUUUUGUUGCUCAUUGUCAACUAAUUGCACACUUCUAUUGUUGGGAGUUCAUGAAUUGUGCCGUGGAGAUCUAUUAGAUGCUGGUGAAAUUGGGUGAGUGGUUAGCGCCUAGGGGAUCGAAAUGUUGUGAGCUUCUGUGCUGAAGAUGUGUUCAACAUCGAGCAUUGUUGUACGAUAGUGGGUUAAAUGAAUCAGUCUGCUUUGUCCGAGGGUUGCUGAAUAGUCUUUUGCAACAUACAUGACUGAUUGCUCUUGCUCCCUAGUUGCAGAUAUUUGUCUUGAUGCCGCAGCAAUGAAAUGUUAUAAACCAUGGAUAUAGAUGAACUUUGGAUUGUUGUAGAUGUAAUAACGGAGUGGUAUAACUUCUCAGGGUCGUUAUUGGUUUGCUGUACUUUUCUUUAAUGAUCUGGUUUAUAUUCUGCUGGUAUUAUCAAUCAUAGUUCCUUUCAUGCUUUGCCUCAAAUUGCUUCAUGCUUUUCAAAUCUUGCUGUUUUGCUGACUACCUGCUUCUUCUUCUUAUAGGUGUUUCACUGGUUAAUAGACAUUCUCAGAUUGUGCCAUUCCCAGAAAUUAAGCACCGAGAAUUUACUGAUUGCACCUUGGAUUACACAAGGUGUGUGACAUCACAAUUGGAGCUUUUUGACCCAGGAAAGGGAUAGUGGCACAUGGUGAUUGCGAAUGAGGGGUUUGACCAGUUUUAAGUGAAGAAUGUAUUGUGACAGGCAUGCACUAGUAUUACUGAAAAGAAGAUAAUCCUGGGAAGAAAGCAGCAUCUACGAAUUACUCUUGAGGACUCCUUGUAUCCAUGCUGGCGGAGAGCAUGCGUGGGAUCUGUGUUUCGGGUGAUGCCCCUGACGAGAUUUGCUGCCGAUGUGUUCGGUGUGGUUACAAUUUGUCUAGUAGCUCUCUUGAUCAUCUUCGGUCUCGUAUGCAUUGUCUACUCGUUUUAUUUUCGGUCACGCGUUCGUAAUCAGGACUUGCUCAGCUACUUCAGUGGUCCUUGGAUAAUCCGAAUCACCUUCAUUAUAUUUGUCAUCUGGUGGGCUUUUGGUGAAAUUGUACGGUUGAGUUUCCUGAGACGUGAGGGGAGGGUGUUGAAUACCCUUGACUACAAAUGGCAGGAAAAUGUCUGCAAGGGUUAUAUCAUCUCGAAUCUCGGGUUUGCAGAGCCAUGCUUGUUCCUCACACUCGUGUUUCUCCUGAGGGCUCCCUUACAGAAGAUGGAUUCUGGAAUUUUAGGUCACAAAUGGAAUGGGAAGACAGCAAGAUAUGUUCUUCUGUUUUGCCUGCCAGUGUUUGUACUUCAACUCUGUGUUAUUCUGAUUGGGCCUCAAUUGCGCAAAGAUGAGGCUACCUUGAUGAGAUUGCCCCUUUACUUUACCAGCACAGCUACAUCUACAACACAGAGCAGUGCUGUUGUUGCCCUCUGUACUUACCCUUUACUAAACACAAUCCUCCUUGGGAUCUUUGCCACCGUGCUUACCCUCUACCUGUUCUGGCUAGGAAGGCGCAUCUUGAAGUUGGUCAUCAACAAGGGUCUUCAGAAGAGAGUAUAUACCCUAAUAUUCUCGGUUUCGAGUUUCCUCCCAUUGAGGGUCAUUUUACUGGGGCUAUCGGUUUUAUCUGAGCCAGAGCGACUUCUUUUUGAAGCUCUUGCUUUCACAGCUUUUCUCGCCCUUCUGUGUUGUGCUGGGGUCUGUAUAUGCAUGCUUGUGUACUUCCCUGUUGCAGAUUCUUUGGCCCUGGGGAAUCUGAGUGAUUUGGAGGCUAGGAGAAGGGUCAGUGAGGAACGCAAUGAGUCCAUUUCCCUUAUUGCUAACCAAAGCUACCCGGAAGAAAGCAGUAGGAUAAGCCCUGACAGCAACUCUGAUACAUCUACUAAGCGAGGAUCUAUAUCUUUUCGUGCUUAUGGGAAGGACGGGGCUUCGACUGGCACAUUUGUUGAGCUGAGUCUGUUUUCUCCCAGUCGUGACGCUACCCCACCAGGAUCGCCCCCACUUCUCGGCUGGCCAAUGCGAGCUCCACCAGCACAAGCUCAGGGACCGCCUUGAGAAGAAGCUUUGGCAGGAGGAACACUCUCAGGGUUGAUUAUCCUGGUGAAUAUCAAUUUUGUGGUAAAGGGAUAAGGGAAAAUGGGUAAAUGAAAAAAAAAAAAAAAAAAAGGAGGGAAAAGAAGAAGCUGAUUGUAAAGGGGUUGGUUUCAAUAAGGAUUUUGAUGAUUAUUGGUUUGCUUCCUAAUUUUAGAUAUGAUGGUUUUUCUUCAGGGUUAAAUGAAUGAGUUAAUUUUGAUCAUGCUUCAAUUUUCUUUUCUCCUCUCCCCCGCGAGUUCCUAUUCUUUGUCCUUUGGUUCCAAGCUCUUUUAUGUUUUGUUACGAGUUUAGCACAGGAGACUGAAGGAUGGUGGGUAGCUGUUGGUCAGUUGCUGCUGUAUAUGCUCUAAUUGUCUAAUAAUGGUGGCUUUUGAAUCAAUCCUUUACAGCUAUAUCGACAACUAUAAUGGGGGUUGUAGGCAAGCUGGGGACAAAUAGCAAAUCUGAUCUGUCACCUGCAACAAGUGAGUUGUAUGAGGAUUUUUUGUCUUUGAAUUAUUCUUGCAGUCCAGCUGUUGGAUGCUCUUUUCAAGCUGGACAUGGUGGGAAUUAGUUUAUUGUUAUUCCUUCUUUCCCCUCUUUGGUUUGACCAAUAUUUUAAGUGAUAAAUCCACAACUUCUCUGUCCGGUCGCCGGCGGUGGUAAGUGGUGACUUGGUCUCAAAUUAGCUUCAGGUGCUUACGGAAAGGAAGAUGAUAAUUUGUGUUCAGAAUAGCGGAAUGGGGAAACUUCAGCGUGCGUGUUCCCUCGCUCCGCGGCUUAUGGAAGAAGGAGGCUAACUUUAAAAUAAUCAAAGCAGAAUAUUAGAAGUUCAUAUCCCUUUUCCUAAGUGUCAAUGUUCAAAGUUCUCGAACGGUCCAAUUCUCCGACGAGAUCAGGACUCCUUUUGGUGGAGAAUAAGCUGCAGAUGGAGUCCCACGUAAACAAUAUGUAUUAACACUAUGUUUAUGUUUGGCAACAAGGAGGUGCAAAUUCGACGGGCAAAUUGCAGGAGGGUGCAAAUUGGUGGAGGGUGUAAGUGGAGGGAUAAAUUAUUGUUUGGAUGAAAAAGUAGGAGUGCAAAUAUAGUGAAAAAGUAAUAAAAUUAUAUUUUUAUUAUUAUUAUAAAAAAUAUGUAUUAAAAUUAUAAAAGAUGACCACAAAUAAUAAAAUAAAAAAUAUAUAUAAUAAUCAUAUAUAUUAACAAAUAUAAUUUAAUAAAAUAAUUAAUAAGACAAUAAUGCUUUAAUAAUAAUUUAUGGUAAUAAUUAUUGAUCGAGCAAUCGCAAAGCACGAAGCCCAACCUAUGGCCAAGACAUAUAACUAGCAACUAGCUCAUGUCUCACACUCGAGCGUUGGUUGUCGACAUGGUGAUCUCGAUUUGACUAGAUGAACCUUAGGACCAAUGAUCGACCACCACUGCAUUCAGUCCUAUUUGGUCCUCUGCAAAUGUCAUCGGUCCAUUUUUUUCAAUAUUUACACGAUACUUCUUCUGUAUAGUUUUCAACGCAAAUUUAGUCAACCAAACAUUUGCUCGUUCUACUUUUUCCACAAUACUUCUUCUCUAUACUUUGAAACAGAAUUUUGAGUCAUACUUCGUCAAACACAUUAAAAAAUUGGAGCAAUUUGACAAACUUGCUAUUCACGGACAAAUUUUAUAUUAAUAAUAACUAUGAUAAUAAAAAUCAAUAAAAAGUAUGAUUUAUGAUUCAAUAGUAAUUAUAGUAUUUCUUGCUAUCUUAAUAAUAAUUACAUGUUUUUUAUUCAAAAUAUAAUUAUUUGAAUAUAAUAAGACAUUAUAAUAAUUCUAAAAUUAAUCUUACAUACUAACCCCCUUCUCCUUCUUUUCUCUCUCUUCUUGCACCUCAAAUUAGGGGUAAGGGGAAUAGUGAUUUAACCCCCCAUUUGCUCCCACUAGCACUAUUACAAAUUAACCAAAUGAGGGUAA
This is a messenger RNA of Linum trigynum, 8692 nucleotides long. NCBI's taxonomy places the organism in Eukaryota, Viridiplantae, Streptophyta, Magnoliopsida, Malpighiales, Linaceae. The record is from the annotation of a GenBank genome assembly.